Baudoinia panamericana UAMH 10762 is the source of this 570-nucleotide messenger RNA. RefSeq lists its product as uncharacterized. The transcript has a single exon. Gene Ontology annotation, cellular component: ribosome; mitochondrial small ribosomal subunit. Gene Ontology annotation, molecular function: structural constituent of ribosome. Lineage: Eukaryota; Fungi; Ascomycota; Dothideomycetes; Mycosphaerellales; Teratosphaeriaceae. Gene Ontology annotation, biological process: mitochondrial translation. Bases 150 to 443 code for a protein of 97 amino acids. The record is from RefSeq and is a predicted model, not a curated record.
CAUUGGCUCGAUGUAUAUACCCAAUCUGAACAGUGCAGUGAAACCCUAUCUCUCGCUUACAUAACUGUCAAGAGUCUAUCCAUUUCCGUUCUGAUACUAGCCUUAACCUCUCCCUCAAACAGCUUCAGACACCACCACCGACAAACACAAUGGUCCUCCGCCUCCGCCUCUCACGCACUCCCCACCCUCUCGGCGCCCGCCGCCACAACCCCCGCUACAAUAUCGUGCUCGCCCACGCGCGCACAGCGCGAGACAGCCGGCCGCUCGAAGUACUGGGGACCUACAAUCCCAUUCCCACCUUACCCGUCGGCGCAGAAGAGGGCAGUAGAAAGCAGAAGGAGAUUCAGGUGGAUGUGGCGCGGGCGAAGUAUUGGCUGGGUGUCGGGGCGCAACCGAGUGAUACCGUUUGGAGGUUGUUGAGCAUGGUAUGUAUCUCCGCCUAACGAGCGUGCCGAUGGAGAGGAGGACGAGGGCGAAGCAUGAAUUGGCGAUUGGGCUGACCGUGUGACGAGCAGAUUGGAUUGCUAGAGCCUAAAUACCUGCCAACCGGAAAGCAGACCCUGAAGGCGG